Elaeis guineensis (African oil palm) is the source of this 2394-nucleotide messenger RNA. RefSeq lists its product as uncharacterized. NCBI's taxonomy places the organism in Eukaryota, Viridiplantae, Streptophyta, Magnoliopsida, Arecales, Arecaceae. The record is from RefSeq and is a predicted model, not a curated record.
CUCCUCCCUCUCCCCUCCGCGCCAAACUCUCUCUCUCUCUCUCUCUGUCGCUUGCGGCGACCCUAGAGAAGUAGAAGAAAAAGCGGGCGGGCAAACCCUAACUCUAAACCUAGAGGUAUUGUCGAUCGAGGGCGUGGCUUGGAUCCCCCCUUCCAGGUCCUCCGAGCCGGUGAGCUGUGGCGAUCGGAGGAUUUGGCGGGCGAGAUCCGAAACGUAGCAACCGCCUUGACUGGCGGCGGAUUCCGAUGAGGGCGGCGGUCUUCGCGGCGGCGGGUGACGGUUUAGCUCUGACCCGAUCGAGCUGACGUGUUCGGAAUUUCAGGUGUCGCGGUUUGAUCUCGGGCAACCUUACCUCGGUCAUUUGGAUUUUUAUUUUCAUUUUUUUAGGUUAAGGGAGUUUAUUAAGGAUUUGGACGCUCAUCGUUCGUUCGUUUCUACCUGGCUCUCCCCUUGGUGUUUUGGAGGGGUAGCUGGAUAUUGGGAUUGUGAUUUUGUUUUAGAGCAUUGGUGUGAUGAUCGUGAAAAAAUAUACAUCUUCUUACUGUAAAUAUUAUUGUUGUUAGGGAAUUCUUGAGAUUUUUUUUUUUCUUUUGGAUUUCUUUUGUUUUUUCGAUAUACAUAAGGAUGGGAGCCAACUGUUGUGUGGCUGCAAGGGACAAGCCAUUGCCCGACAGAGCACAGUUUGAAGUUUCUACUUAUAGGAAUGUCAGACACUCACCUUCAUGGAGUUUUCGAUGGGAUAAUCGAACACACAUAGAGGAUAUCAUGGACAACCUGGUCCACAUUUCUACUCACAAUAGUGGGAAUACAGGUUCUGAAAUUAAGAGUGGGGCAACAACAGAAACUGAAGGCCUUUCAGAUGGAGGAAGUCAGCAAAAUCCUUUUCAGACACAAAAGUGGAAUAUAUCCUCUACAAACAUUGGAACUGAUGGCAACUCUAAACCUACUGCUGAUCAUUUUGUUCCAAGCAAUUCAUUUCCUGAGGAAAGGAACUCCAUUGAGUCAACAAGCAAAGCAAGUGCUUCAGAUGGCAAGCCUUCAAUUUCAGGUCCAAUAACUCCAUUGGCAUUCAAAUCAGAUCCUUCAUCCUCUAGAAGUCGCUCUCUAUCCUCAGACCCAACUUCAAGGAAAGCACAUUGUUCGCCAGGAUACCAACUCUCUAGGCAGGUCUCUGAUAGCAGGAUUCCAUCUCUCAAGUCCACGAAUGAGAAUAGCUCUCCUGAAGAAAGGCAGUCCUCUGUGCUCUCUAUCUGCAGCAAUGACUUGUUCACAGGAGGUUCUCAUGGUGGGUCUUCUGAUGGUUGGUCCAUGCGUACAUUCUCUGAGCUGGUGGCUUCUUCUCAGCGUGAGAGAUGGUCAAUCGACAGUGAAAACCUUAGCUCCAGCAACAGCAAAAUAGCAAGAUCAAACUCUCAACAGACAACAUCUCUCUCUCCUGAUCGGCAUACAUGCAUGGUAUGCUCAAAGCAAUUAAAGGAGAGAUCUCCAUGGAGUACUCAGAAAAUAAUGUCUACCAAUGAGCUAUCUGUUGUUGCAGUUCUGGUUUGUGGGCAUGUUUAUCAUAUUGAUUGCUUGGAAAACAUGACACCUGAAGCUGAAAGAUAUGAUCCACCCUGUCCUGUCUGCACCCAUGGAGAGAAAUCUAUUGCAAAGCUGUUGGGAAAAGCCGAGUUGAAGGGAAGGAACAAGUUCUCCAGGACUGCAACGGCUGAUGUUGCUGUGGACAGCGAUUCUCUCUCUGAGAACCAGAAAAGGAGUGGGAAAAGCCUAAGAAUAGGAGCCAUUUCUAGCAUGAAGAGCUCAUUUGGUAGGCCUUUCUUGAGGCGCCACUUCUCUAUUGGGUCACGACUGACACAUUCGGGAUCAGAUAAUGAGUCCACAAGGAAGAAGGGAUUCUGGGCAAGGUACCUGAAGGAUUGAACUAGCCCUUUCUCUCCUAUAUGAAGGUAAAGAGAGUACCUCUGUUAUUUCUCCAUGAAAUGUAAAGCAUCUGAAUUGUUCCCGAGCAAGCAUGUGUUUCUGUAGUGAAAACAAAGGAUGAUGGAGAUAGCUGAACUAUCGAGCUUCCCCAUGGCCUUACCAUUCUGGAAACCCCAGAGCACUCGGCAUGCUCUCGGAUGCAGAAUAAACUUCCCUUUUGAAUGGAUACUCAUUGCACGUUUAGUCUAUACUUAGAUGGUUCACUUAACAGAAAUGUAGCUGGUAAGCUUUGAGGUCUUGGAUUUAAAUCCUUUAAUCCAUGCAACUUUUUUCAUUCUUCUUGCUGUAUCUGUCGGUAAGCCCUGUAGAUUAAUUUUUAUUAUUUCUUCUGCACUUCUUUACUUUGGAAAAAAUAGUAUAAAAGCUACUGCAAAUAGUCCGAAAUUAAUGUGCAUGGAACCUAUGUUGAUGCAA